AAAAUAUAGUAGAUAUUAUUUAAUUAAACUUUUUAAAUAUGGCCUCUACUUCUAAAAAACAAUUGAUUAAAAAGAAGGGUGUACCAAAAAUGGAAUUGACUGCUGAACAAAAAAAUGAUAUAAAAGAAGCAUUUGAUUUAUUUGAUCCAGAUGGUACUGGAAGAAUUGCUACCAAAGAACUUAAAGUGGCCAUUCGUGCCCUUGGAUUUGAACCAAAGAAAGAAGAAGUAAAAAAAUUAAUAGCAGAUGUUGAUCCAGAUGGACUUGGUACUUUGUCAUUUGAAGAAUUUUUGAACUUAAUGUCCACAAAAAUGCUAGAAAAGGAUACAAAGGAAGAAGUUUUAAAAGCAUUUCGUCUAUUUGAUGAUGAUAACACAGGAAAAAUAUCUUUUAAAAAUUUAAAAAGAGUGGCUAGAGAAUUAGGUGAAAAUCUUACAGAUGAAGAAUUACAAGAAAUGAUUGAUGAAGCAGAUAAAGAUGGUGAUGGAGAAAUUUCUCAAGAAGAAUUUUUGCGUAUUAUGAAAAAAACUAGUUUGUAUUAAUUUUCCAUGACUUUUAUCUCAGCAAUGAUUACUUUUAAUCUUCAUGUAAUUCGUCCAGAGAUCUUAAAAAUCUCAAUUAUUUGCAAUCAGAAGCUUUCCUGUUCUGAUAAUUAUAUUAUAAUUUUGUUUCACUGUAAUUAAUCUUGAAAGUUUUAUACCAUACAACUUAAUGCAAUAAAGAAGAAGCUAUUUUUAUACAUAAUUUAUUAAA
Molecule: messenger RNA, 753 nt
Organism: Osmia bicornis bicornis
Lineage: Eukaryota; Metazoa; Arthropoda; Insecta; Hymenoptera; Megachilidae
Product: caltractin-like
Exons: 2
Coding region: 39-542 (167 amino acids)
Biological process (GO): mitotic cell cycle; centriole replication
Cellular component (GO): centriole; centrosome
Molecular function (GO): calcium ion binding
Source: RefSeq, a predicted model, not a curated record